AAGUGAGGAAGUCCUGUUAUAUGCAGGAUGGUUUGGUUUUGCUGUCACCGCCGAAGUUUCACUUCUGACAUGCAGGUAUCCAAGUCGAUUUCAUCUUUUUAAUUUAUGGUGAACCGUGCGCUGCUAAUAGAAGGACAUGCACGUCUAUUUAUUGUUACUGGUCCUCGAAUGGAUGAUUUCUUCGUUUUUGUAUGCAAAAGCUACCACUUUUUCUACAGUGCAUUCAGAAAUGGGAAACUCGCUUAUUUUACACUUGGAAAAAGAAGUGCAAGAGAAACAAAUUCACGAAAUCACAUGGAAAAAGGACAAGGCACCUCUGGCAAAAUUAAAAAACGGCACACUCCAUUCCAAUAGUAUGUCAGUACAUAUAUUUCCAAAUGGUACCUUGCUGUUGCGUAAAACUCGAAACACCGACUCUGGAAAUUACACUGUGGAGAUUUACAGCAAGGAUGGCAAGAGCCUCAGCAAAGCGGUCUAUGGCGUCUAUCUAGCAGCUCCAACAGUUUAUGGGAUUUCAAAGAAAUCACUGUUUCUGUAUUUAAAGAAUAAAAUUCAAAAUAAUACUCAGAGCAUCAUUUGGAAAAAGAGUGACACAGGUGUCAUAACAGUAAAACAUCUUUCUGUUCCUGACAUUUCUAAAAAUUCGGACACGAGAUAUAGUGUUUUCGAAGAUGGAACUCUGAGGCUGGAUGACGUUGAACAAAAUGAUACUGGUAGUUACACAGUGGAGCAAUCAGACGGCAACAAAAUUUUAGAUACUGAAUAUUUUGAGCUAAUCGUUUUUGAAACCGAUUAUUUUGAAGAGGAAGAAGGACAGGAAGGUGACUCAGCUGAGCUCAACCCCCUGCCCUGGAGAAUGUUCAACGGCUCCCAUUUUGUGUGGAAGAAGGACAACAGCACUGUAGCAGAGUAUAAACUGGAGUCAGCCACAUGCUUCAAGCAAUUCCAAAACCGAUGCGAGGUGGAUGGAAACGGCACAUUAAAGCUUACCAGACUGCAAAAGGACGACGGUGGAAUCUACAUUAUCCACUUGUACGAAAACGGGAUGAUCGAGGAGGUUGGAGCUGUUUGUUUAUUCAUCAGCAACACAAUUGAAGACUCUCCAAUAGCCAUGACCACAGGUACAAAAGCACAUUUGUUCAUCAAAGCAAGUCCUUCUGAAAAAGUUUAUGAUAUUCAUUGGAAGAAGCGAGAUUCUCAUAUUGCACAGCUCAGUGGUCAAUCCUAUAAUUACUACUGGCCCUACAAAAACAGAAUAUCCGUUCAUCAGAAUGGCUCUGUGGAAAUACACAAACUCAAGAAGGAUGACUCGGGAGAAUACAGCGUUGAGUUUUUCUAUAAACAUGGAGUUAAAGAAAAAAGGAUCGUCAGUAUAUCUGUAGAAGAUUCUUUAUCACGGCCUACUGUAAAAGUUCAGUGCUUGUCGGAAAGAGAAGUCAAGUUUGAGUGUCUCUCAAAUGAGUACUCAGGGGUCUCGCUCAGGUGGCUGCUGAACGAGGAAACACCUGUGACCAAUAAAACUUUGAACAGCAAGAGGAAAAACAACAUUUUGCUGCUUCGGGGAAAACUCUUUGGUAACAUCUCUUGUCAUGUGGAGAAUAAAGUCAGUAAAAACAAAAGUGAUGUUGUCCCCUUCUUCUGUGAAGUUUUCCUAACUGUGAGAGUCAUCUACUUGCUCGUAUGCUUGUGUUCCCUCGUGAUACUGUUGAUCAUCGCUUUCUUCAUUUUAAUGUGCUGCAAAUCACAAUACAAAGCCAGGAGGCAGAGAUGUUAUCAAAGGCAAAUCUUUUUGAAUGACGAAGUGGAGGACGAUGAUUCUGAAGGAAACGAGCCACAAAGUAACUCAGAAGAUGAGAAUGAAGACCAGAGGUCCCAAACUGAAUGAUUAUUCUGAACUGCUGAUGAAUAAAAAAAGAUGGAAGAAAAUCUUGCAAUACCUGUGCA
Messenger RNA from Erpetoichthys calabaricus (reedfish), 1944 nucleotides. RefSeq names its product carcinoembryonic antigen-related cell adhesion molecule 3-like. NCBI's taxonomy places the organism in Eukaryota, Metazoa, Chordata, Cladistia, Polypteriformes, Polypteridae. The record is from RefSeq and is a predicted model, not a curated record. The coding region runs from base 137 to 1885 and encodes 582 amino acids. The transcript is spliced from 9 exons.